GGAGUGAGUGUCAGGUGCUCCGAUUGGCAAGGCGGGUCGAUCCAGGGAGGCAUAGACGCGCGCUAGCCCCGAGAACUCACGGUCCCGGCGGAUAUGCCAUUGGAAUCAGGUACCUUCUGAUAGGACGAGAUUAGCCAGACAGCCGCGGACUCUUCCAUUGGCACAACCACCAUCCAGACUUUCGACUUCGCGAUUGCGUCUCCACGACAGUUACCCGACGACUCGAAGCUUCACCAACCCACCAAUCGGCGCUUGUAUAUCCACAAUGGCCUCUGGAUACGGACUUCACGGAGGCCCAUCGCGGUGCUUCCCCUACUGGCAGGAGCUCCUCGGCUGCUACGUCGUCAACACCAGCGGCGAGGACCACUCGGAGAAGAAGAAGUGCGGUUUGGCUCUGGAAGAUUACUACGAGUGCUUGCACCACAAGAAGGAGGCUGCGAGAGCGAGGGCGCUUCAGGCUGCCUACAGAAAGGCCGAGUCGGCCAGUGCACGAGACAACGCACCGAGCGCGGGGCAAAUACGCAACCUUGGACUACUCGGUAAGGAGGACGACACGAAGGCUGUAACGGGGUCGAGUUGAGCGAGAUAAAGUUGAAGCCAGACCCGAGAGGGGCGAAACAACAUGUACAUGGCGCGAACCGGACAGGUAGUUGCUGCAAGCACCAAAUGAUAAACACCAGUUUUCUUUUCAGUGCAUGGGAAUGGAAUACUUGCGUACAAUUCGGAGAUCCAGGGAUGUGUCAGUCUCAACUGAAACGAGGCACAAUCUCCAUCAGAAGAUUGAAUAGGGAUGAGGCACUACCCAGGAUAUGGAUGAUUGUGGCGAUAGUGUUCUCAUGCUGAACUCAAAGCAGCAUACUUCCCUUUCGCCAUCGAGGGAGGCUGUGUAGGUACAUGGAGAGGAAACAAUUGCCAACGUAAGCUUGGACUUGCUGGCGGAAAUCGCGAGUAACGGCGGCAGGAGCAAGCGGCAGGAGCAAGGUAAUAGUACACAGAGGGAAGGUGCAGUCCGAAAUUCACUAGAAGCCGCACCUGCCCUAGAGAAUGACAGGAUCAGUCGACGAAUCACACUUAAAC
Molecule: messenger RNA, 1077 nt
Organism: Colletotrichum godetiae
Lineage: Eukaryota; Fungi; Ascomycota; Sordariomycetes; Glomerellales; Glomerellaceae
Product: NADH:ubiquinone oxidoreductase 11.5kD subunit
Exons: 3
Coding region: 266-580 (104 amino acids)
Biological process (GO): mitochondrial respiratory chain complex I assembly
Source: RefSeq, a predicted model, not a curated record